This is a messenger RNA of Fusarium oxysporum Fo47, 1256 nucleotides long. RefSeq lists its product as uncharacterized. The record is from RefSeq and is a predicted model, not a curated record. Bases 146 to 1081 code for a protein of 311 amino acids. The transcript has a single exon. Gene Ontology annotation, molecular function: protein binding. Lineage: Eukaryota; Fungi; Ascomycota; Sordariomycetes; Hypocreales; Nectriaceae.
CUCUGAUACCACUACAUCAUCGGUUUUGAAGCUUCUAUAUGUUGCAUAAAGUUCGUAUGACAACCCGCAUCAUUUCCACCUUCCUUGAGUCUUGUUGUUUUGCAUCUAGAAUGGUCCCUCGAUAUAAACAACAUCUGAAUUCGCAAUGGAGUUCGCAGACACUAUGACCAGAAUACUCGCGGUCCCGGAAUUGCUGGAACUCAUCCUCUUACACCUUGACAUGAAGACACUUCUUGUGUCUGCAUCGCGGGUAUGUCGUCACUGGGCUGCGAUAAUAGGAGAAUCUCCCAGAAUACAGCAAGCGCUGUUCUUCCAACCCGUGUCUUCGGCAGGGGCCCGAAGACCGCAGAGUUUCACACUCAAUCCGCUGCUGGUUGAAAAGUUUGGACGAUGCUUCUUCGAUAUCGAUCGCAAGUACACGUACCUUCGAAGAGCAGACUCGUUCCUUCGCUUACCUUGGGCUCCCGAAGGUGCGAUUAAAGCACAAGGGGAAGCAAGAAGCUUAUCUAUGCUGGAGAAGACGGAGCGGCUUGAGAACUUCACAAUGGGCACUUCCAGUUGGCGACGGAUGCUUGUAUCUCAACCACCGCCUCCGACUAUGGGAUAUCUGAAAUCAGAGGGCUUUAACAUGUGGUUCCGCAAUGUUCGCACUGCUCUUAUCAAGCCAAAAUCCUCACAGGGCCUCUGCAUGGGUCAGCUAUACGACAUGGUUCACAGCACAACAUGCCAACCGGAGAACUACUCUAUGUGGUACCGGAUCAGCUGGGGUGAUGCGCGAGAGACGCAUCAGACCCAACUUUGCCGGGAACAGUGCGAGCUGCUCUUCGGCGCGACUAAUCUCGUGGUUGAGUUCUACAGUAUGGAUGGAGGGGAUUGGGACUGCGGACCGUGGAACAUAGACUGUGUGAGAGAAGUGUUUACGUGUGCCGAUAGUUGUGGUGGUAGAGUUGAGAAAGGGGAGGAGGAGGCUAAUUUGGAGGAGUUUGAGACCUUGGGUUUGGAUGUGCUUACAUCGAUUUGGUGGCAUAAUGAGGAGGAUGAUUCAGCUGUAGAUGUCGAUGCGAAGGGUUAUGGGGUAUAGCCAGUGGCCUCAGCGAAUGGCUCAGAGAGUUUGACGUGUGAGUGAUAGGGAGGGGUUACAUUGGGUUGUCUAGACUGUCUGAACAGCAACUAACCGUGAGGAAAGGGAGAUGUCUCUGGAACGUCGCAUUGUAUUCGAAUUAGAAUAUAUAUGAGACCGUUAUGAUAUGAAGAGA